AAGAAUUGUCUUCCUGGCCUCUGAAGUCCCAGACCACUACCCACCCCCAACACGUUCCUCACCUUUAGCUGCAAUACUUAAGCAAGCAGCUUAGACACAGGGACGAGUUGCUCAUUUCUGAGUUUCUCCCACGUAUACAUGUUAUUAAACUUGGUAUUAUUUUCUCCUGCUAACCUGUCUUGGUAAUUAUUUGGCCAGCCAUAAGAACCUUAGGGAAAAGGGCAGAGAGAGAUUCUCCCUCUUCCCCCGACAGUUUUGGCAUAGUCGCCAGGAGCCACACUGGCUGGCAAGUUGCCUUUUCUGGCUGGAAGAACUGCCUUCUUCCUGGACUACUGCAGAUGAUGAGAUAUGGGAACGCCUGACGAAAGCCGGCGAAAGGAGACUGGACUUUAUAAGUAUAAAGGCUUUGGUGUUCUGAAGGACUGCCCACCGGAUCAACUUGCAAAUGUCUGUAUGGACCUAGACUAUAGAAAACAGUGGGGCGUAUGUGUUGAAGAACUCUAUGAAAAAGAAUGCAAUGGACAGACCAUGGUCUACUUGCAAGUGAGGUGCCCUUUUUCUAAGCCCAACAAAGAUUACGUCUACAUUCGGGAGAGGCGAGAGCUGGACGUGGAAGGGCGGAAGAUCCACGUGGUCCUGGCCCAGAGCACCUCCCAUCCAGAGUUUCCCGAGAGGUCCGGUGUGAUCCGGGUGACGCAGUACAAGGAGAGUCUGGCGCUCACAAGUGAUGGCGGGAACGGGAGCAAAGUUUUCAUGUAUUACUUCGAUAACCUGGGUGGCGAAAUUCUGACCCGGCUCAUUGACUGGGCUGCCAAGAAAGGGGUUCCUGAAUUCUUGAAAGAGCUGGUGAAAGCCUGUCGGAACUACCCCGGGAGAACCUAAGCAAGAGGAUUGGGCACCUCGUGUCCAGGGAAUGGUGUCUCCGGAAGCGCCACAGCCCGUGGAUGCUCAGCCUUCUCUGCCCUUCCGCCUGCCCCUCCCCAGCACGGCGUCCCUGCGCGUGUCUGCCUGACGCCCGGCUCGCCCGCCUGCUUCCUAUCCCCUCUCCCCACGCGGACCGCGGCCUUCUUCCACUGUGAAUAUGGGUCAGAUCAGGGAAGCCUCUGCUUGUUAUGUUUGCAAAGGGAAGUCCUCAACAGGGAACAGUUGUUCCAUUGUGCCAUGUUGGGGGGAUAGGGGGGAGGAGGAACGACAACAGAAGGUAAGAAUGACCCAGCCCCGCAAGCUGGCUCCUCCCAGGCUGUGAUUUCCUGCCCCCAGGAGGGGCUGCUGGACGCUGCCUUCCCCUCAGGGUUGCCUCUCAGUGCACUGGCUGGAGGACACGCGCUGAUGUCCCUUUGCCUUGGGCGUUGGGGACUUGAUGUGCCUGGGAUUCUAGGUGAUAAUGCAGUUAGUCUCUCCCCAUUCCUCCUCCUGGAGGCUCACUAGCUGUUUUGAUAUCAAACCAUUUUGAAAAACAUUGGGGGCCUGACAGAGCUCAUAAUGUGAUCACCAUUUUUCCCCAUCAUCCACUUCUGGGUUUUUCUUUUUCCCAUAUGACACUGGGGAAAGGCUGUCCAUACCCCACUAGCUCUGCAUUUUCCUGGAAACUGAGGCAUCCAGAUCUUUCUGGCAGUUAUCCAAAGCCAAAUGCUUUGAGCACAGCAUUGUGAUAAAGUGUCUUUAUAUGCAAUAAGAUGAAUUUGCCUUCUAGAAUGUGUGGAGAUGUUGGAGGGACAAUAGUUCCCAGCCAGGGAAAUAUUAAUUAGUGGCCUGGUUGACUCUGCACCUUUUUCUCAGGAAUUCUACUUAAGUCGUCUACCUCUUCCACCACCAAAAGACUUCUAGUUUCCUAUGUUUUCUCCUGAAUUUUGGCCGCUCAAGAUAUUCUGUAGCCAAAGCCGUAACCUUGAUGAUCUCACGGAAAAAUUUUUAAUCACUGUGUGUGAAGGUACUGAACCUUGAUUAAUGGGCAUGGAAAUUCAGGAUGUAAAGCUGGAAGCAGGGGAUUUAUGACAAUGGAAUUCCUCAGACUGUGUGUUUUGUCUCUGCAAAGCGAAGUGUGUUGAAUGCCGAAUAAAUACAGAGUGACUUAUACUUGUG
This is a messenger RNA of Diceros bicornis minor, 2082 nucleotides long. Its product is annotated as phosphatidylcholine transfer protein-like. Gene Ontology annotation, molecular function: phosphatidylcholine binding; phosphatidylcholine intramembrane carrier activity. NCBI's taxonomy places the organism in Eukaryota, Metazoa, Chordata, Mammalia, Perissodactyla, Rhinocerotidae. The coding region runs from base 349 to 882 and encodes 177 amino acids. The transcript has 6 exons. The record is from RefSeq and is a predicted model, not a curated record.